UGUAUUCCGUGUCUUUGUUUAUGUCCAUCACUAUAAACCAAAAUAUAACGAAAUAGCAGCAGCGGUGAGAUGAAAGAGCUGUCAUCAGUGAAAUAAAAAAAGUCAUAAAAUAAGAAAGAGAUAGAUCCGAUGACAAUGCCGCGAUUACGCAAGAUGACGAUACUGAUGGUUCUGAGCAUGGCUGUCAACAUGUACUUGCUCUGCUCGGAAGAUGUAGAUGUCGAAACACUUCUGAAAUACCAGAAAGCCCUGGAGAGCGAAUCCAACGCAAGGGAGUCACCGUAUCUUCUACUCACAGGCCUGGAGUGGGACGAAGAACAGCAGUCGUAUGUAAAUUCUCUUACAAUGCCCCCUGAAGAAAUUAUCAAGGUCUUGGAAAAAACGAGUAGAAAUCUCCCCAUCGCUUUUAUUGAACGCAAUCGGAAUAAGAUAUUGCGUUUGACCGAGACAUGCGCUCGUUUCCCUUCAGUGUAUGACAUUCAGUUCAACAACUUAUACUGGCAGAAGCUUCCAACGGCAAAAGGCAUGAUUUACCUCUAUGGUGCUUAUUAUGACAACCGUACUCUCGAGCCUCAGAGACCUGUCGUUCGCCUAUUGGCUAUAAUGAACACCGAGAAAGGUUUACCACAAACUGUGUGUCAAUUUUGGUUUGAUGAACAAGAAACGCCGGUCUUCAGCGAAACCUCAUACAGUUACAUUUGGGAAAAGCGAUGGAAUGUUCAUAAUGUACGUGGCUUGGAGCCUUACCUUAUUACAUGCAGCGUUCCGAAGUCUCAUCGCCACCUCAUUCCACAAGCUGUUACCCUCGUCCAGUCCACAUGUGAUUUCGCUUCUAACAGCCUGCGAGUCAUUUACAACCUUCCAGAAAAAGAGACACAGCAAGAAGACUUUGCCGUUUGUGUCAAAGGAUUCGAUUUUUAUUUCGAAGACAACACGAAGCGCCUCAUCGAGUGGCUCGAGCUUCUUUCCGCGCUGGGAGCUCAUAAAGUAUUUUAUUACAGCCUCGGAAUGAAUGCUAAAAUGGAGAAAAUGAUGAACUACUACGUGGACAAAGGCUUCGUCGAAGUUAUCCCGACAACUUUACCCGCCUCGCAACCGAACAUUCCUGGUCUUUUGUUCAAAUAUGUCUUUUCUAGAGACAAGUUCCAGCACGAAGUUAUACAGCUCAACGACUGCUACUACAGGAAUUUAUACCGAUACAAAUAUACAGUCCAUCUUGACGUCGAUGAAGUUAUCGUUCCCCGCUUCGCACCUACCUGGCAACGCUUGAUGCAAACAUUAGAGAAAAAGAGUGCCAAAGAUAACCUACCUUAUGUGUCCUACUGCGCCAGACAUACGUAUUAUAUGGAUCAUAUGCUUCCCUCCCAAGAAUGGCUACAAGAUGUACCCUCUCACCUGCACAUGUUACAGCAUGUUAUACGCUCUGCUAAUUAUAGUAGAAUACAAGAAAGCGUCAAGUGUAUCCAUAGUACAGCGGGUGGCCUACACUUGCACAACCAUUAUCCUUUACUUGCUCUAGGCGAAACGUUUCCCUACGCUUACGCUAUCCCAACUCAUGACGCGCAGUUGAACCACUACCGCAGGAAUUGCCAUGAUUAUGUUAUAAACUGUUACGAAUCAUUCAAACGGUAUACAGUUUUUGAUCCCGUUGUCUGGAAAUUCAAAGAUAAAAUUAUCUCAGAAGUUAAUAAAACCUUCUCUUAUUUAGGUUACUCGUAAAAUAUAAAUGGGAAAAUGUUUGAAAAUAGGAUUUUUUUUUUUUUUUUAAUUUGUCAGUAGGAUAAAGACAA
Penaeus chinensis is the source of this 1790-nucleotide messenger RNA. RefSeq lists its product as uncharacterized. Bases 130 to 1719 code for a protein of 529 amino acids. The transcript has 4 exons. The record is from RefSeq and is a predicted model, not a curated record. NCBI's taxonomy places the organism in Eukaryota, Metazoa, Arthropoda, Malacostraca, Decapoda, Penaeidae.